Messenger RNA from Papaver somniferum (opium poppy), 525 nucleotides. RefSeq lists its product as uncharacterized. The coding region runs from base 1 to 525 and encodes 174 amino acids. The record is from RefSeq and is a predicted model, not a curated record. NCBI's taxonomy places the organism in Eukaryota, Viridiplantae, Streptophyta, Magnoliopsida, Ranunculales, Papaveraceae. The transcript has a single exon.
AUGAGGAUGAGUGCAGAAAGGCGUGAGCUCGGUAGAAAUUAUCAUGAUAGUUUGACUCCCAUAUAUAAAGCUUCACUCAAUUCACAUGUCGAUAUAGGUCGUACAUGGAAUGUUACCGAGUCAGGAAAUGGUAUAUAUAAGGUUCACUCUCCCAGCUCUCAUGUUGUUGAUCUGAGGCAGAUGACGUGCACUUUCCAAAGAUGGAAAGUGUUUGGUUUCCCCCGUGCUCACGCCACUGCUGCUAUUACUAUGAAUGGUACUGAUAUGUUGAGGUUUAUUCAGCCUUACUUUGGUUCGAACAAUUUUCGCAAUUCUUAUGCUCCUGCAAUUCGAACCAUUCCCAACUACGAUAGGCCAGAAGCGUAUGAACCUGAAGAGAAAGUCCUUCCUGGUAUUCCAAGGACACCUCCAGGGAGACCACCAAAUAAGCAUAUUCGCAGUGCCUAUGAGAAGGAGAGGAGGCCUAUGGAGUGCUCAAAUUGCAGGAAAUUAGGAACCACAACAAAGAUACUUGUCGUGUAUUAA